Molecule: messenger RNA, 928 nt
Organism: Bolinopsis microptera
Lineage: Eukaryota; Metazoa; Ctenophora; Tentaculata; Lobata; Bolinopsidae
Product: deoxyribonuclease-1-like
Exons: 1
Coding region: 1-903 (300 amino acids)
Biological process (GO): DNA catabolic process
Cellular component (GO): nucleus
Molecular function (GO): deoxyribonuclease I activity; DNA binding
Source: RefSeq, a predicted model, not a curated record
AUGAUCCUGGAAGGGGCCCUACUAGUGAUCCUGUGUGUAGCACAAACAGCAAGUCUCUCUCCCACCCUCCCUCCCACCAUCACCACCCCAACCACUCCUACUCCUAACGUUACUACACCUAACCAACCUACUGCUGCUCCAGCAGAUAACUACGUCAAGAUUGGAGCCUUCAAUAUCCAGUCUUUUGGAAAAACUAAGUACAGCAGGAAAGACGUCAGAGACUACCUGAUCCAGAUAGUUACCAAGUACGACGCUGUCAUGAUCCAGGAGAUAAAGGAUAAAUCCCAGGUCAUGAUACAUGACUUCUUGGCAGACUGUCAACUUCACAGGAACUACAGCAUGGCGCUGAGCAAGAGGUUGGGGAGGUCUCGGUACAGGGAACAAUAUGCUCUGUUCUACGAUCAGGACAAACUUGCAGUCAAGAAGCAGGCUGAGUACCCGGACCCUCAGGACAUAUUCCACAGGGAACCACUGGUAGUGCACCUCAGUGACAAAUCCAGUGGGCAGGAGUUGACAUUGAUGGGUGUCCAUACUGACCCGGACGAUGUUCCUGAGGAAUUAGGGGAGAUGGAAAACGCUUACAACUGGGCUACUUCACAAGGUUACCCAACUGACGCCCUCAUAAUGGGGGACUUCAACGCUGACUGCAGCUACUUGAAGGCUUCAGAGUACGCUUCUAUCUCACUGGCGACUAGCACCAGCUUCACUUGGUUGAUUGAUAGCUCUGCUGACACCACCGUGUCGGACAACACGGACUGUGCGUAUGAUAGGUUUGUGGCAGCUGGGGCAGCUCGGUUUACUAACACCACUGUGGAUAGGUUUGAUACGACCUUUAACUUUACAGCGGCUGAAGCUAGGAGGGUAUCCGACCAUUAUCCAAUUCAAACUCUUUGGAUUGUAUAGAAUUGAAUUUGUCAUUAUUAUCUGU